Molecule: messenger RNA, 1373 nt
Organism: Hyaloscypha bicolor E
Lineage: Eukaryota; Fungi; Ascomycota; Leotiomycetes; Helotiales; Hyaloscyphaceae
Exons: 1
Coding region: 84-1280 (398 amino acids)
Source: RefSeq, a predicted model, not a curated record
UAUGUCAGUCCACAAAGGAACAGCACCAUCAUAUCCUCGAGUACUGCGAUGUAGAAAUCUCAUGGAUCCACAUCGCAAUCCACAUGUUUUCUCCUACAGCAAUCAAAGACUUCGUCGCAAUCAUGAAUACCAAGGGCAGCCCCCUGGUUCCAAACUUCAUCUUCCCGCUGAACAACAAAUCAAGCUCUCCCAAUCCACGAAAAGAAGCCUUCAAAUUCCGAGACGGCAUCAUCAUCGUCUCAACUCCAAUCCUCUCAGAAUCAAACGCAUACAAAUGCCUACAGAAAGCAUGCCAUGCCUUUUGUGUCGAACCCCCAUUGCCACGGGACAUGUCACCAAUCAUACAAGGUACAACGGCCAAGGAAUCCAUUGAACACGCCAAAGAAGUUGAAGAGGUGAUCAAGAGGACGAGAAGAGAGCCCGACUCCGCACGGCUUGUAGAAUGGAAAUCACAGCACCUUAGCUAUUUCGAUUGUCACAGACCGAGCAGUAGUUCCAAAGCUGAGCAGCCCAUGCUGCUGGUGCAUCCCUCACCUUCAGAUCACGAAAACGCGACUACAGAGCAUAUCGAAGAUAAAGCUGUUACCGACACCACGGAUUGGCAGGAUCGGCUGGUGCCGAGUGCUAAGAUGGAAAAUGCGAGGAGAAAGCAUGUUGCUCUGCUCAUAGAGAGGUCGAUACAGGCUAGGAUGGAAAUUGGCAAAGGAAAGGCUGUGGAUGAAGGUGAAAUGCCUAUUCCGGCAGGUCCAGUUCUUCUCAGGAGAGAUGGGCAGUGGAGACAGAUGGCUCUGCCCGAGGGUCUGCCGGAAAGCAAUAUACGUGUCGUUACUUGGAGACGCGAUGAUGCCUGGAGAAGGGAUGUAGCGAGGGAGUUGAGACUCGCUCAGCGAGAAGCAGAGCGGAAAGCGGCGUAUGUGGCGGGUAAGAGUUCGCAGAAUGGACCGACUUCGAGCAGUCACAAUGCGGGGAGUUGGCAGGUCGUGGAAAAGAGGAACAGUCAGACUUCGAGAAGAGCAGGAUAUGAGAAUGUAAGGAUCUGGGACGAUAAAGGUGAUCCCUAUUCUGUCCUCCAGAAAAGUGGUGUGGAGAAAGGUAUCAAGGAGGAUAUUGGGCCGGCCGACAAAAGUUCCCAAUGGAGACCGACAAAGAUCUUGUCCCGGAAUGACCCAAUGUCCCAGAGCGAAGCCGUAGAAUCAAAACCGCAGGACCUUCAGCGAGAGGUUCGCGAAGGAAUAAGAAAUGUUGAGGAUACUAAGGGGAAAGGCAGGCAAAGCUUUUGAGCGGCGAGCAGUUUGCCCUCGUUGCUGCUCCCCCAGAGGAUAAGGUUGCCGCUAUUUGCGAAGGUAAAGGGAAAAGGCUCAGAGUAAAGCGAU